Messenger RNA from Bipolaris zeicola 26-R-13, 3336 nucleotides. RefSeq lists its product as uncharacterized. Lineage: Eukaryota; Fungi; Ascomycota; Dothideomycetes; Pleosporales; Pleosporaceae. The transcript is spliced from 6 exons. The record is from RefSeq and is a predicted model, not a curated record. The coding region runs from base 1 to 3336 and encodes 1111 amino acids. Gene Ontology annotation, cellular component: cytoplasmic vesicle. Gene Ontology annotation, biological process: regulation of Rab protein signal transduction.
AUGGCGCCUGCUCCCUCGUCUUCUUCCGCCUCGCCUGACCAGUCACCGCCCCCGCUCGCCGACUACUUCUUCAUCUCCGGCAUCGAGUCAUCGCAGGUUUACGAUGAGCGCACCCAGAAUAAUGUCAUAGUCACUUCCCCACUAGCCCAGCCGCCCGUCGAUGAGACAAUCGAAGAGGACCGCGCCCUCGAGACGGAUGCCAUACGCCCAACCUCACAGGACGGCCUGUCCCAUCGCGAUAGGGGGCGGUCAAGGUCGCGGUCACGCUCUGCAAAUCGCCUCAGCGAAAACCGCCAGUCAGUCAGCACAAUCAUUGGACCAGACGCAAAGCCGACGGCGAGCAACCGGAGCAGCGCCACCAUCAAGGGCGUGCAGCUUGGCGGCUCUGGUCUAAGCGACCAGGAAUUCGACAUUGCCCUUCGCAAAUUUGCAUCUGAGCGAGAUUCAUUUCUCGAGGAGAUACAGUUCACUGCUGGUGUGGCACAACAGUCUCGCUCAACCCCCACUAGGCCGCGCCCGCGACCUCAGCGCGUUUCACAAGCCAACCCCGAAGAUGGUGUCGGUAAUCUUCGUUCCGGGGUUGGCAGCAUCCGACGGCGCAUAUCCACUAUGCAAAGCAGCCUGAAGAGACAGCCGUCGACUGCAAGACAAGCUUCGAUCCGAACCUCCAAACGCAUGUCCGGGUACAAUUCGGUAAUACCGGCACCACAGCCUUUCGCGCCAGACCCGGAUAUGCAUCCUCUUCUCCGUCGCUACGAGCCAGUCCUACUGGAUCGUUAUCCGCCAAGGAACAUGGUCGAGGAACUCAAGAGGCGCAACCCCUUUCCGGAUUAUGUACCUAUGUUUGCUUUUCCAAAUGAUGUUAGUGUCGUCUCCUCGGACGAGAGACCAAAGAGCCAAUGGCAUGGAUUUGCCAUGACCAACGGGGAUGGAUCAAAGCUUUACGGCAUUUGCCUUAUUGUCUGGUUGCCCUUGAAUGCCACAGCUGCUGAAGGCCUUGAGCGUCAAUGCGAAGAAUGGCGAAACCUGCACAUGAAUCCUGAAGAACGGGAACUGGCGAGCAGCCUGGGCGAGCGUCUUGCACUAGAGCGUGCCAAGUUGUCUCAGCUCCUAACCAAGCUCCCCUCGGUAGCUCCCGAUUCUGAAGAACGCGAGAAUCUCGACGAUGAGAUUGGGGCAGUGGAAGAAAAAAUUCAGCUCAUGACGGACCUGCUCCGUCCGGUACGACAUGGUGCAGCCUCCAAGAUUGAGGGUCUCACGGAUGGAGAGACUGGCCUGUGGAUCCCACGCGCCUAUGGUGUAUUGGGACGAGACGCGAGCCUCACGCCAUUCUGGAAAGAGUGGUUAAAGGCAGUCACCGUACCUAUGACUACUGGUGCUGUUCUUCGUGUGCCACCAAGCUCACCGCGAGUAGGCAUGUGGCAACCGCUCGAACGGUACGUGGUCAAUCUAUGUGCAGAGGCACUUAGCCCGAUUACCUCUGUUACACAGGUCGAAUUAGCUGUUCGGGAGCUUCGAAUGUAUGCUCGGAAAGAAGCCGUCAACGAGUUGCCGGGAUCGCGCAACAUUGACAUUUACGCCCUCUUCCGCUGCAUGUCUAUCCCAAACAUCAUCACUCUGUUCGAAUUCGUUCUCUCUGAGGCUAGGAUCAUCCUUCUCUCUUCUCACACCGCCAUGCUCCAUCUUGCAAGCAUGGCAAUCACCAACCUACUGUAUCCAUUCCAAUGGACCGGCGUCUUCAUCCCCGUUCUGCCGUCUCGUCUCGUCCAGACUAUCGAGGCGCCUUGUCCUUACAUUGUUGGAAUCGAACGUCGUUACGAGCCCGCUGAUUACCCAGAAGACGAUUAUGUAUUGGUUGAUUUAGAUGCCGACUCGAUAGUAUCCAAUGGGCCUCCGCCGCCAGCACUUCCUCGCCAACAGCGACGCAAGCUCAUGUCCUUGCUCCAGCAGUCCGCCCCGCAUCAUACGCAAUACGGCGUGCCCACUGGCCCACCUGCGUAUGCGAUCGAAGCAUUCCCAUUCGACACAUUCGCAUCUGAAAACCCUGGGGUUUUUUCGCAUAGGGCACAGCCAUUGACGAUACAGAAUUACGUUGGGUUGAACUCGACCUCAUUCGGCACAGUUCUUGGGCCACCUAGCUCCAAGCUCCUAAUCUACAACGCCUUUUUACAAUCAAGUGCUUUGAGUCGCGGAAACGACAGGCCAUCAACAGCAACAACCAUAAAGUCACACCACUCUCCACCUUCACCCAAGGUCUCUCCUGUUUCUACGGUAUUUCCGCCCAUGCCAGGCACGCCUAUAUCGCGCAGCGAUUCUGGGUAUGCUCUUCAGGCUAACCUUCGGGAGAAGAGAUCCGCGCAUUUCGACUCCUCAAGUCGGCGAAGUUCAUCAUUUGGCUUUGAGCGUGUGCCGCCACUUCGGCGCCCUUCUCAGCCGUUCACCGGCCAUACUCCCAGUGCAUCCACGUCAUCCCUGAGUCAAGAAUACAAAGCGGCUGGCUCUUCGUAUGCGCCGUCAGUGUAUGCCCAGUCAACGCUAGCUGCAUCAACCAUCAUGCCUGGUAUGGCAGUGCAGCAGGUUCGCAAUACCUCAACCACGCAAUGGCAGGAGGGACAUUGUUUGCAGUGGAGACCCAACGAAGAUCGUGCUGUUUGUUCCAUCUGCGAAGAAAAAUCAGACGAUGGUCUAUAUCGCUGUUCUGGUUGCAGCACGUAUGCCCAUAACCGAUGUGUGGAAUCUAUCUGCAUCGUAUGUCCUACGGCGUUUCGUCCAGAUCAGGUCCGAGCAUCGUUUGUACGAUGCUUCGCCAGCCUAUUUUACACUUAUCGACGUUACCUGGUUCCGGCUACCGGAGAGCGUAAGAAAUCUGGCAUGCAUUAUGAAUUCAAAAUGGAUGAGUUCGUAAAGAGCUUGCCAGUGGAAAACGUGCAGUACAUUACUGCACUCCAGCAAACACAAGCUUUCAACGAAUUCAUCCAUGAGCGCGAGAGCAAAUCAGCUGAUGACCCUACCAUCAAACUCUUCGAUGAGGUUAUUCUAGCGAAGCGCAACCGCGGAAAAUCGUCGUUCUUCUACAAAUCGAAGGUGGACUUUUUGUCAGAUACAACAAACCACCUUUGGCAUACUGCCUCGGCAACACCGCCAAAUUCCCGCUUUCCAGGCGAUUAUCGUUCUGUCGUCAGUCGGAUCCCUGCAAAACUUGAUCCCACGCUGAUGAAAGAACCGCGCGUCAUCCAAGGCGUACCUCGCAUACCUCAGGCCAAAGCUCGUCGCAAGCCUAUACCAUCUAUGCUUGGACCAGGCAGCAAUGAUCCUCCACAGAUACAUAUCUCAUGA